GUCAAAAUUACGAGAACUUGGUCGAAGUUUUAUUUGUUAUUAUUGCUAUACAUUUUUACAUUUUAGUUGUGAUUUUUAUGUUUUAUUAGAUAGGUACCUAGUUCUAUCAUUGUAAUUCCUACAAAAAAAUCGUUCUGUACCGCUACAGCCCAAAUGUGUGCGAUUUAAAAUGUUUUGAGCCGGGUGUGCAAUUUUGAUUCAGUGAUCUUUGUACGCUCGUAAAUUUACUUGCCAGCAUCCGCGAGUUGAUAAGUGCAAUAAAGCGGUGACUCAUUCGUUUGUUGUAAUGCCCCCGGAAAAAGAUAUCAUCACCAAGGGAUGGGAGAAGCUGGACGACGAUGUUAUCAUUAAGGAGGUCGCUACUAAGGGGAAACAUGUCAAGCUAUGUAUUGCAUAUCUGGCGGAAAGGAAUGAACUGUCCCACACCGAGGCUAGGGACUAUUUUCUCCAGAAGGCCAACGCGUACGUCCAUCGGUUACUAUCGAAUCGGCAGCUUUACAAGGCGGAACACAUCCUGACCAACAUCGACUGGGUCUCGAAGUAUGUGUUCUAUCAGAUCGCGGCGGAAACUAGUGAUCACGACCUGAGGGACUACAUUCGGGAGCAUUUGGUCAAAACGAUCGAAAACUACGGUGGCGAGUCCGGUGAGGAACGGUUGAUCGAGGCCAACUGGAAGGUGUACUGUCUGCUGAAAGACAACGUGCGCCAGCUGGCUGAGCUGCUCCGGGAGCUCGACAGUGGGUACAGUGUGCUGGAAAUUGAAACCAUGACAUUCAAUACAUUCUACGCGAAGGAUGAGGCGUACCGAAAUGCGGUCGCGCUCGAUUUGUUCUUCAAGAAUCAAGAAACGGAAAUCUCCCCGCUACUGGACAAGUAUGCCGUGUGGAACUACCUGCUUAAGAACAACAUAGACAACUUGAUCAAAAUAUGGAUACAAAUCAAUGCAUGUCUGCGAUCGCUUCCCGAGCUGGCACGAAACCCUUCGGACUACUCGACCGAUUUGGCCAAAAUUAAAAUCGACAUCUACGACGAUCCGAGGUUCAACGAACGAUUGCGGCAGCUGUUCCGACGUUGGGAGAUCAACGAUUUCAUGGUUUCCCAGCUCUCUUGCCAGAAAAAUAUGUGCCGGAAUGAAGUCCUGCUGAAUGCUCUGGCGACCUACGGCAAAUUUGUCGACCACGAACGUACCGAUUCACUGCAGAUACUGAGGCGACUGUUCACGACACAAACUUUAGAAGCGAACAGAGUGUGGCUGGAAGGAACUGACUUUCGGGAAGGUCUAACCAGACAUCUGGUGAAUGAGCGAUUAUUUCAGCUUAUGGACCUGCCAGUGGUUAGUAAGGAGUGUCUGAGAAAAGUGGUGAAUGACUCGAACUGUGAUAAAAGAAAGGAGGUGGAGAUGUUUUUGUUAUUGAACGAUCUUAAAAAUGAAAGUAUUAAUAAGGAAAAACUACGAAAUAUUUCGAUUAAGUGUUCAGAGUAUUUGGCCAGCAGCCAGGAAAAUUUUUACGAUGAAAAUCCCAUUGUGUACCUUUUUGAAUAUUUCCUUGAUCCAAACAACACGCAGUUUCCCGAGGAUACUGAACGGUUCAGGAAAUUGCCUCACCUUUAUAAUUUUCUGACAAGGCUAAAAACUAACCCAACAUCGUCGGUUUCUGUGGCAAGCCUACUGGAGUUACACGAUCUCCCUAGUGUGGGAACUAUUAGAAAUCAUCUUUUCGGUUGCCUUGAUGAUGAUGACGAAGAUGAAGAAGCAAUGAAUCUUGCGCUGUUACAAACACAUGGUUGUAUCCCUCAUUUUGCUCAUCCAGUGCUAUGUGCCAAAUAUGGAAGUACGGUGAAGCUUAACUACUUGCACUACAUAAAGCAGUACCGUUCUAGUUACGCAUUGUACCUUUUCUACUUGGAGCAACUGCAGUGUUAUUCGCGGAUUACACCAUCACAAAUCAACUGCGCUGCCAAAUCUGUAGCCGAAAUCGCCGUAGCGAAUUUCCGUGAUGCCAAUUUGGUUACUCACUGUGUCGCCUUCAUUGAAAUGCUCGGGGUCGAUAGCAUGCGAACACGCGCCUACGUACGUUGCUUAAACAUGAUUCAGACAACGAACACUCCGACAAAGAUCUCCGUUCGGGAGCUGCUGCAACGGUGUGAGGAUGUAGUUGUGCACAAAGAGUGGGGCGAUCCAGAUCUUUUGCUCGAUCUGGAAGCGAUGAUAAUCCUCUGUCGAACUAGUCGACUAAAGUUUCCCGAAAGAUACCUGCUGCGUCUGCUGGAAGAAAAUAAUUGGUUCCGGUUUUUACUGCUAGUUGAAUACCUGGACUAUCCGCAGGAGCAGAUACUGGAACUAUGCAUCAGUGGUUUUGGUGACCGAACCGUAGGCAACAAUGUCAUGCGGGCUAUCAAGUACUACGUGGAACCGGUACAGCGACGAGCAUCAACGCCAUCAUCGCAGCGGAAGCGUAGCAUCACAACUCCUAAACGCCGACGGAAGGUUAGCAACAGCCAAUCGAGCGUCUCAAGCGAAACUGACAGCAGACAAUAUUCGCAGUCGACAAUCUGCGAAUCGGAGUACGAUGGAUCGCGCUUUCUCUGCGAACGCUACGAUCAGGACCUGUUUGCGACGAUCUUGCUGUGUUCGAAUGAAGCAAAAAACUGCACCCGGGCGGAGAUUACAGCAAAUCGGCCUGUUCGGGAUUUUGACGGAUUUAGGCAGCUCGUUUUGGCGACUGGUACCGAGAUAAGCACCAAACACCCGUCCACCUUUGCUAAUCUCUUGUACAGGGCGAUACGGCGCAAAUGGCCCCUGUUGGCAGUGCUGGCAGGAAUGGUCUCCGAAUCAAACCGAAAAUUUUGCUGGCUCACAUGGCUGAUGAUAUCCGUCGAAUAUCCAUAUGAGGAAGUUAUAGCCGAUGUACAGGAAACGGACUUUUUGGGAGAUAUUCUGCAAUACUGCGUCCGGAUGGGAUUUGUUCAAAUUCUUCACGAUAGCAUUGCUGUGUUCUUCCCGGAAUCAAACUUCUUCUGUUUAGUAAAAUAUUUUGUCGAAACGAUGGCUACCAACUUCUCUCAAAGCACUACCGAUUAUUUACGCCAGUUUCUUCAACAUGCUGAUGAUUUCGAGCUACUGGGAUUUGAAAAACACGAAAAACAGGAUUUAAUAAUUUGUUCUGUUAAAUUGCUCACACUCCACCUGGAUCAUAACUUUGACUCACUCUACUAUCAAAUUCAGCUGCUAGAAUCUUUAGUCGCAUCAGAUAUAGGUUAUUUCACGCAGGAUAUAGACUUUGCUCUUCUACUAAAAAUUAGUAACAUUAUACGAGACACCACGAUAAGAGUUAAUUUCAUCGACUACUUUAAUCGAACAGACAACCUCAACCCGGAGCUCGAAAAACUCUGCGAACGCUUAGUCGCGGCUAAGUUUCACAAAGAAGCCAUCGAAUUAGCCGAUCUUUUGGACUUUCCCAAAGAAUCAAUCAUAUUCGAACACUGGAGCAGCACCUUCGAAAGCAGUGGCAUUUGUUCAUUCGACCAGUACCACAGUGACAUGACGAAGUAUAACUUCGGACCAGAAUUGUUGCUGAAUUUCUACAUUCACAUUGCGAAUCAGCUGGAAUACAGCGAUUCCAGGAAGUACACCGUUUUGAAGACAGCUCUUGAACUGAUUAAGGAUCGAGGUCUUUACCCCAGCGAAGUAUUUGAUCGCGAUCGCUUAGAGUACGAGUUGGUACAAGCUUACGUUCAAUGCACUGAGGAUCCAUCGACCCUGGAACUUUAUCAUUCACAUUUUUUCACCAACAUCUACGUGAGGGAUCGCUGCAUAUUGCAUCACACGUUCUUGGAGCUGAAAGAGGUUGCCGGUAUCGACGAUCUCACCGUCUCAAAUUUGCGGCUUAUCGAUCCGGACGAGGUCAUUCGCCUAGAUGGUCUCAUCAAUCGGUUACUGGAGAAGGGAGACAUCGUGCAAGCGUUGCGUUAUCAAGCUAUCUUUGAUCAGCGACCGGUUGAUCUGCAUUUCAUAGUAUUUUGCAUGGCAUUGGCAGAAUCGCUUGUUAGUUUAUACAACCUGUCCAAGGAGGAACGUCUAAUGCUGAAUGAAGAUUACAAACGAGCUGCGAACCGUUUCCAGCGAAGAACUUUACGUUCCACUAGGAUAAGUCAGAGCUCUGCUAACACUUCGUUGUGUUCACCUUUGAAACCAGCACACAACGACUCGUCGGAUACGAGUGCGGCCGCUUCGGAGUUCGAGGAGGUUCCAUCCAGGGAGAAACAGAACAUCUUCGAGGCGAUCAAUAGUCUCGGUGCCAAAAUCAAGUACGGGCAGGAGCUCGCUCAGCGCAUUGUCCUAACCUACCGGGUCGCUAUGCAUCUCGACAAAGAGUACAACGAAAUAUUGAAAAUUCGUGAUCCGGUCGGUCUGCUCGGCGAGGUCAUCCAGGAGGAGUGCAUUCAAAAACUAGAGGUUGUCAGCGAUAUCAUGACUUCCCAUCGGUUGGAAAAUAGCACGGUGUCGGAAUUUCUAGCACGCGAAAUAGUGACGGCAGUUGUUAGAUCAAAGUUCUAUUUGCUGCAGCACACUUCGUCGAUGGCUAACUCGAAACCAAUCGAGGAACUGCUCUGGGGCUACAACAUUGAUCGAGAAUUUCAUCUGUUUCUCGAGCUUGCACCAAACACGACGAUGCUUGGAACUUUAUUGCUUCGCUAUUGUGAUUCAAUCAAACAUUACAAAAGGCUCGAGAAAUCACCGGAAAGUCGUUCUCUUUCGAGCUCGACUACCGAGGAAGUAGAUUUUGAGCUGCUAGAACAGCUAAGAAUUAUUUUCAAAGGACAAAUAUUAUCGCUAAAGAAACAAAAUACCAUAAUUGUGGCCUUGUUGAUCAAAGCUCACGAUUGCUUCGUACAUGAAUGCUCCGUCGAGGGGAUUGUUCAGGUACUACAACGAUGCAAAGCACUGAAUUCUAUUUUAACUGGAGCCAAAUCGUGGAGUCUCAUAGUAAAGCUGCUGGUAGGCAUUGGUCGUUAUCGAGAAAUGUACUACUGCUUUGAAACGCUAAUCAAACACGAUCAGUUUGAAUCUCUGCUCGGACAAUUCGAAGAGAGGCACACCAACGGCCUCAAGGCCGCUAUUAUCUCGUAUCUGCACGAACACUGUCCGGAUCGAAAGGAAUACUUCCGACUGGCAGCACUGCACUUCAUGAUGUACAAAGAGACUGCCGAAAUGUAUGAAACUGAAGCCAAAUCAACAAUCGCCUUAGUGCUUUCGACUCACGAGAGAACGCCACCCUCUUCCCAGGCAUUCAACUCGAUCGGAGGUCCGAAAGUUAUUAUUCCCCGAUUGGAAUGUACGACGCUUGUAGUUUCCGUUCUGAAUACAGCCAUGGAAGCGUACAUGCACGCAGCGGAAAAUUAUCUCCUAGAUAAUAAAAUGAGCUUUGCUCAAAGGACAGCAAGUUACGCGGAGCUUGUGGCUCUACAGAUAUGUAUGAUAAAUCAGGUAUUGGACGAAAAGGCCGGGUCAAAUGACAGCCAUUGUAUAUCGAUCCUAAAUAUCAAGAAAGAUGAAAAAGGAUCGAAUCUCGCUUAUUACGUCAACAAUGUCCUAAGUGUUCCCCAAGCCCUGAUAAUCGCUCGCAAUUACGACUAUGAAAUAAACUGGACUGCCGCACUGUACCAACACUUCAUCGUGAACGGAGAAGCGCAAUAUUUGGAGGAUUAUCUCGAUCGGAUGCCACUGACCGAUGUGAUGGUCGAACAUCUGGUCAAAACCUUCCAGCUAGAACCAUGCGUAACGCCAGAAAUGGAACGCGCAAUUGCCGGGCUGGUCAAGCUCGUGGAAUCGGUAACCCUUAAGUAUAGGCUGGCAUCACUACUGGGACUGAAGCGCACCUUACACGAACUGAUCAACGAGAAUAGUUUAUACUACCUGAAAGAUUGUGAUUACGGACGAAACGAACAUACUGCUAGCGGUAGCUGAGAUGAGAGGUAGCUUCGUGUACGGCCGCUUUUAAUUAGUAUUGAGUUACUUGUUUUUAGUGGGUCGAUUUAAAGGCUUUAUUUGUUAAGGAGUAAUUCCAUGGAUCAUCAAUUAUUGUAGAUAUGUAAUGAGGAUAAGCAAUAUAUACAAUAAAUCUUUGUUUGAUGCGAAGAAAA
Molecule: messenger RNA, 6144 nt
Organism: Topomyia yanbarensis
Lineage: Eukaryota; Metazoa; Arthropoda; Insecta; Diptera; Culicidae
Product: spatacsin
Exons: 6
Coding region: 287-5968 (1893 amino acids)
Biological process (GO): axon extension; axo-dendritic transport; chemical synaptic transmission
Cellular component (GO): axon; dendrite; cytoplasm
Source: RefSeq, a predicted model, not a curated record